Messenger RNA from Cannabis sativa, 1437 nucleotides. Its product is annotated as F-box/FBD/LRR-repeat protein At3g26920-like. Gene Ontology annotation, molecular function: protein binding. NCBI's taxonomy places the organism in Eukaryota, Viridiplantae, Streptophyta, Magnoliopsida, Rosales, Cannabaceae. The transcript has 2 exons. The record is from RefSeq and is a predicted model, not a curated record. The coding region runs from base 1 to 1437 and encodes 478 amino acids.
AUGGCAAGAAAAAGAGCUAAAACGGCAAUAUCAAUGGCUGAGGAAGAUGAUGGAUUUUCGAAACUACCUGAUGCAAUCAUCCAACACAUCUUGUCAUUUCUACCCACUGUGGAUGUCGUUCGUACAAGCCUCCUAACAAAGCGUUGGAAGCUCAUGUGGUACUCAGUCCCCACACUCAUUUUCUCUGAUGCUACAACUGAUUUUCAAUCGUCACAGGCCGUAGAAAAUUUCUACAAGUAUGUCGAUAAUUGUUUGAUAUGCCGCAAGAGAGGUAUGAAUUUUAUGGUGGAUACAGCCAUAGCUAGUUUCAAGCUUCAGAUGAAGAAUUCCUAUCAUACAAGCAAAGCCACUUACCUAGAUAAAUGGUUAGAAUUUUUAGUUAAAAACAAAGUCAAGGAAAUAAAUCUUCAAUUGGGUUUUGCCUUUGAUCGUGCUUUGAGUUGUUACAGCUUACCUAUAUCAGUACUCAACACUAGAGAUUUGACUGUUUUAGAGUUGGAUAGGUUAGAUUUGAACACUGCUUAUUCAAUUAGACUUCCUGCAUUGAAAACUUUGUCAUUGAAAAAUGUUUACUUUGAAGAUAAUUUGAAGGAUGAUGCAAUAUUUAAGUUAUUGCUGGGUUGCCCUUCCCUUGAGACAUUGUUGUUAAGUUUGUGUGAUAACUUAGUUCCUCUUGGUUAUCCGCUCUGCUUGCAAAGUUUUAGCCUGAAGUGGCUGAAAAUUAAAUAUCUUGCCUUUGUACCACCUCUUCAAGUCGAAGCCAUAAAUCUUGAAUCUUUGGUAGUAAAUGGAUUCAUCUUUAAAGAUACAAAUCUCUUUGCAUGCAAGAGAAUUAGAAAUCUCUCACUAACUUUUGAUCAUUGUAGUGAAGAAGACCCAUCUAAAUCAUUAGAGUGUCUCAUUUCAACCCUUCCACUCCUUGAGAAUUUGACUUUGAAGGACUGUUACAAAGUGAAGUUAGAACACAUUAAAAUUUCGAAUCAGCAGUUGAAAAGUUUCAAUUUGAAGAAUAGGUGUACUAAAUAUGAUUAUGGGAUGAACAUUAUAAUUGAAUUUGCUCCAAAAUUAGAAUCCUUCAGUUAUGAAGGCCAUACCAACUUUGGCAUAUCAAUGGAGUCUUCUAAUUUGUUGAAUGGAAAAUUUGUGAUUCAUAAUCUGCAUGAGAACUAUGACGCAAAUGGAUUUAUCAGUAUGAUGAAUUUCCUUUUGAAUCUCAAUUGCUCUUGGAAUAUUGUGACUUUGCAUGUUCCUUCAUUUAAGGUUCUCAUAAUGCCUGAAUAUUUGAAGAGGAUAUGUCACUCUUCUUUACUUAAUUGGAAGCAUCUCAAAAUUAACUCUGAUUGUAAGUUGGUCAGAGAAUCGGACUUAAAAGAUAACUUGUUGCGAAUAUCAUCAUCUUUAGAAACAUUAUAUAUUAAUGAAAAAGACAUAUUGUAG